UGCCGCCGCGGGGCGGGAGGCGGCCAUGUCGCUAUUGUCUGCGCUGGUGCCCUUGCUCCGGGUGUACUGCAUCGGCCUCCGCGUCAUCCUGCACCAGCUGCGCCGCCGCUUCCAGCCGCGGUGCGCCCCGGCCUCAGGUACUCAUUAAUGAGUGAAGGAUCAAAAGGUGGGACGGUGGCCAAGAAGCAAUGGAGAAUAAAAGUUUAGAAGGUUCCCCAUCAGACCUAAAGUUAGUGGCUCACCCGAGAGCAAAGAGUAAAGUGUGGAAGUACUUUGGGUUUGAUACCAAUGCAGAAGGAUGCAUAUUACAGUGGAAGAAGAUCUACUGCCGUAUUUGCAUGGCACAGAUUGCCUAUUCAGGAAACACAUCCAACCUUUCCUACCACCUUGAGAAAAAUCACCCUGAUGAAUUCUGUGAGUUUGUGAAAAGCAACACUGAGCAAAUGAGGGAAGCCUUUGCCACAGCAUUUUCAAAAAUCAAGCCGGAGUCAUCGCAGCAGGUUGUUCAAGAUAGCCUCAUCAUGAAGACCUACCAGAACUACGAAAACAAAAAACAUCAGGAACUGACAUCUGCAGUCAUCAGCUUAAUUUGCGAGGGCAUGUAUCCAGCCUCCAUCGUGGAUGAACCUACCUUCAAGGCCCUCUUGCGAACGGCAGACCCCAGGUAUGAACUUCCGAGCCGGAAGUACUUCUGUACAAAAGCAAUUCCUGAAAAGUACAGUGCUAUUAGAGAAAUUGUGCUGAAAGAGCUCACUGAGGUUCUCUGGUGUGGCAUAUCCACAGACAUGUGGAGGAGCGAAAACCAGAACAGGUCGUAUGUAACUGUGGCAGUUCACUUUCUCAGCAGCAGUCCUGCUAACUGCCUGGCUGUGAACUCGCGCUGUUUGAAAACGUUCGAAGUACCGGAGGAUAACACUGCAGAGACCAUUACACGAGUCCUUUAUGAAACAUUCAUUGAGUGGGGGAUCAAUACAAAAGUCUUUGGUGCUACAACAGAUUACAGUAAAGACAUUGUAAAAGCUUGCUCUCUCUUAGAUAUUCCCGUACAGAUGCCUUGUUUGGGGCACACUUUUAAUGCAGGAAUACAACAAGCUUUUCAGCUCCCCAAACUCUGCAACCUUCUUGCCAGGUGUCGAAAGUUGGUGGAGUAUUUUCAGCAGUCUACAGUCGCAAUGUACAUGCUGAGCGAAAAGCAGAAGCAGCAGAAUAUUCUCCACUGCAUGCUGGUAAGCGACCGUGUUUCCUGGUGGGGAAGCACGCUCGCUAUGCUGCAGCGCCUCAAGGAGCAGCAGUUUGUCAUUGCGGCUGUUCUCGUGGAGGACAGCAACAACCACCACCUCAUGCUGGAAUCCAGUGAGUGGAAUACAAUCGAAGGGCUGGUGGAGCUGCUCCAGCCUUUCAAGCAGGUUGCAGAGAUGAUGUCUGCUUCAAAGUACCCGACGAUAAGUAUGGUAAAGCCACUUCUCCACAUGCUUCUGAAUACCACUCUGAACAUCAAAGAGAACGAUUUGAAAGAAAUCAGCAUGGCAAAGGAGGUGAUUGCUAAAGAGUUGUCAACCACCUACCAGCACACACCUGAGAUAGACAUGUUUCUCAAUGUUGCAACUUUCUUAGAUCCCCGCUACAAGAAACUGCCUUUUCUUUCAGCCUUUGAGAGGCAGCAGGUGGAAAACAGAGUGGUGGAAGAAGCAAAAAGCCUGCUAGAGAAAGUAAAAGAAAAUAGUUUUAGAACUGAGGAGAAAUUCUUCUCUGUUUCAGAAGAGCCCCCUAUGAAAAAAAUCAUAAUCUCCUCUACUCCUCCUCCUACCAGUGUCAUCAACAACAUGCUUGCAGAGAUCUUUUGCCAGACAGGAGGCGUGGAAGACCAGGAGGAAUGGCAUGCUCAAAUCGUUGAGGAGUUGAGCAACUUCAAGUCACAAAAGGUCCUGGGUUUGAAUGAAGACCCAUUGAAGUGGUGGUCUGACAGAUUAGCACUCUUUCCAGUUUUACCAAAGGUUCUUCAAAAAUACUGGUGUAUCCUGGCCACAAGGGUCUUCCCUGAACGCCUUUUUGGUUCUUCUGCUAAUGUUGUGAGUGCAAAGAGAAACCGGUUAGCCCCAGCUCAUGUGGAUGAGCAGAUCUUUUUGUAUGAAAACAGUCGUAAUGGGUCUGAGGCAGAACCGGAGGACGAAGAUGAAGGAGAGUGGGGUUUGGAACAGGAACAGAUUUUUAAUUUAAAUGACUCGGUAAACAUAAACAACAGUUUCUUUAAUAUUCGAGACAGUGGGUUUGUUUAACAGGACUGCUGCGGUACAUUUAAUGACAAAGAAAAGAGGUAUUUGUCUUAAGUUACCAAAAAUUCUUCUGUUGUAUGCUAUGAAUGCUGUAAAUAUUGAACAGUUGUAACAAACUUGAUUUAGCUUCCAUUGUCUGUGUUUUUCCCACUGUCUUAAAACAUGAAUGACUUGUGAUCAAACAGCACUGAAAUGAAUGAGGAAAUAAAUUCUACAAAGAUCGUGAUUUUUGACUGUGGCCCAGAUUUCAGAAAGCACUUAUCUAUGUGCUUCCUUUCCACUUGUUUCAGUGGGAGACAAACACAUGCUUAUGUGCUUUCUAUCAUAAAAUUAUUUUCCUGAGUUAGGACCUUGAGGAAGUUUUUUUAAAUGUAUGCCUCCAUUUGUAAAUCCUGUGUGACUCAGGAUGCUAGCUUUAAAUUUUGGAUUUUAAAAUGUUUUUAAAAUCCAUAGAUCUGAGCAGUUAAUAUUUUUAGAAUAUAUUGUUGCUAUGGAAUGAAAAAAGAUCUUGAGCCUAAUUUUCACUACCUCAUGUCUUAGGUCUGGUCUAUGCUAGUAAAGUACAGCUGGUACAAUUAUGUUGGUUAGGGGACUGAUGUGUUAUUAUUUUAACUGAUACUGUGCUGGCAUAGGCUGUAGUGUGGAUGCAUUUAUACCACGAUAAUUUAUUUUCCUUUCCAGUGCAGUGUAAAUGGUAUGAACACUUAAACUGGUAUUGCUGUGUCCACAUUAGUCCAGUUUUACCAUUUAACUGCAGCUAAAUGGCAAAAUUGUUUUUUUGUUUGUUUUGCUUUGUGUCUAAGCAAGACCUGAUUGUAGUCUCUUGUGUUUUUGCAAAGUGGGAACCAAGUGUGGGGUCGAGGCAGUGCUGUGUUACCUUCACCUUGUGCUGAUGCCAUGGCUGAUGCCACGGCAUAGUGUGUAGCAGGCAAGGCAUCAGGCCUUUGGUAAGGGAGGGAUGGGGAGAGGGCAGGGAGACGUCUGCAGGCUACUGGUCUACUGGUUUGUCUGUGUUAUAAACUCCAUAACCUCUUCACUUAACGGGGACUUUGCCCAGGGUAGGUUGAAAAUUUUGUUGGCAAGAAAAGCAAAAUAAAAAGCUUUAAUAUUAUGUAAAUAUAUUUAAAAGAAGGGGACCCCUGAAUUUCCUCACAUGUAUUUAGUGAAUCUUUAAAUUUUUUUUGUUAUGUUAGCACUUACAAUCUUUUUUCACCUGUCUCUUUUUAAUUCAGUUUGUAGAGUGGACUUCAGUCCUGUCCUGUGUAAUGUUUGAGUACUGUUUCCGAUUAGUUGUGUAUUGUAACUACUCCCUUUGUGUCUCUCAGCAUAAGUGUUUUAAGCCCCUUUGAGAACUUGACAAACAAGAAAAAAGAAAGGAAACCAACCUGACACCCCCACCCCGCCCCCAAUGUCUUAUGAAAUACUGCAGGUCAUAAACAGGAUCAGAGUUCACCCUAGACACAAAAUAGGAUGCACCAGGUUCUUUUUCUGAGCUGCAGUGGAGAACUGUUGGCAUUUUCCAGUUACAAUCAAGGUUUGCUUGGGGUUUUAUUUCUGUUACUGGUGUUUCACUCCCCCACCUCACUGUUAGUCUACAACUAUGUUGAGCAAUAUCUGUGUGUUACUGUUCUGGAGGAAGAAAGUUGGGGUUUUUUCAUCACAAUGACACCUGUGGACAUUGGGUUUUAAAAAGAGCACAGACAGCAGGAACAUACAAAAAUGGGAAUGGUGAUGGAAUUGAAUCUAUUGCCAAAUGGUUUGUUUAUGGUUUGGUUUAAUAAUUUUUGGAAGUUUGAGGCCUCUGUGUUCUUUGUAGGUGGUGGGAAGGGAUGGGUGAGUGAGGAGAAAGGACAGAGGUUAGGCUGAAGGAACAGUGGAGUAAGUACUUACAACUACAUAAAGAAAAAUGUUUAAGCCUGGGAAAAAUGCAGUUAGCAAGUGGUGCAGCCUGUGUUUGGCUGUUAGUAAGCCUGGGGUUUCACUUUCCAGCCCCCUGAAAACUGAUUUGCACUUGUACAAAGUACAUGCACUGUGCAUCCUGUUGAAUGUUGCUACUCUCCAUGUCCACUGAAGAGGUGUAUAUGUUUGCCCAAGGCACAAAAUGCAGGCUUGGCCUAAAAUUCCACAAGUAAGUCUGCUAUCUGUGAGGGCAACAAAAUCAAAUUAUGGAAGGGAGUGAGAUACCUGAGCUCCUGUGGCACCCCAGCAGUCUGCCAGGAAGAGCUCUUGGUUUUUGUGGCCAUCACUUGCAGGAGCUGCUACCACCACUGCAAGCCCUCCCUCCAGGACCUGCACAAAUGCUGGUGUGAAGUGUGUGGAUCUUGUCUUACAUGAGCAUAAUUUAAAGCUGUGCCCUCACAAUCAAGGCAAAGCCCAGAGCACCCUUAGUCUGGACUUGGCCUUCCCCUGUUGGCAGCAUUGUAUCCUUCUUCAUCCUCCUAGGGCUGAAAAGAACCAGUGACGCUUACAAGAAAUUUUACUGAGAUCAGUGCAAUGCACUGCUCUCUUCCUUCCAGCUUCUUUUUAUUUUUUGGUAUCCAAAAUAAAAUUGUAGGUGGUUCAAUUGAUGUGUCUCAGCAUUCUUUGAAAAAAACGAGAAGAAAAAGAGCAAAACCAUUGUUAGUCUUACCCAUUGUCUGUGAGAUUUUUUAUUUAAUGUUCUAAACCUGGAAUAUUGUUAAAUAAAUCAGAAAAAUAAGUUAGUUACUAGAUUAUCUGUCUGAUGUGUGGUCAUAUCUACAGCACUUUAUGACUGAACUCUUCCGCAAUAGGGGGAGGUUGUAUUCUGAGGAUUUAAAGCUAUGCAUUUAUUUUCCUUUUGAUCCUGUAAGUUAUUUUUUAAAAAUGCUGUACAAAUCUUUUGGAUUAAAAAAAAAUGAGGAUGAAAAAUGUUGAAAGUUUAGAUGGUUUCUCUCACUUAAAUACGUGUGGUGUUUUUCAUUUAUUGACAAGAUUUUCUGUUGUUUGGUUGGGUGGAGAAGGAAAAUUGCAGAGCUGUUUUAAAUAUUGCUACAACUUGAGUUAACCCUCAUGUUGCUGCUAAGGGUGGGCCCAGAACAAUUUCCUAAUAAUGCUAUUAAGUCAACUUUAUGUUUGUGUUUCUUGACAGCUUCUUAAAUCCACAGCCUAACGUUUCCUUUUCCCUUCAGUACAGCUGAGACAUCUUUUUGGAGGGGCAAUAGAGGAACAAACUUCAGCUUUUGAGUACUUUCAUGCUGAAAAAGUGAAUUUUAACAGGCUCUCAAAGUAUGUACUCUGUGUCAAAAGAAGAAUUGCCCUUGUCACCAACUAGGUAUUGCCAAUUCAGGAUUAAACUUCAGUGGGCUAGGUGAGGUUUCUUGGGGUAACAAUAUAACUAAAGGGAGUUUUAGGUUUCUGACCAACUCUUGCACAAAUUUCACCUCCCUCUGCCAUCAGGGAUUAUGAGAAGACAAAAGAAAAAAUCCUGAUCCAUACUGAAGUUGAAAAGGUGAAUUUUUUCCAGCAAACCAUGUCUGAAGUGAUUUGGUUUAAAGGAGAGCAAUAAAGUUCUGUAUUAUUUAUGGAAAGGGUGUAUAGUUUUAAGUUUCUGUUGCAGUGGUCUGUUAGAUUAAUUUCAAGCAUUUUCUUUAACCAAUGUCGUGGUGUCCAAUUAGCUUUACAGGAGCAUUUGUAAGCAUGCAGGAAUAUUAAAAGCAAAAGAAACACAAA
This is a messenger RNA of Passer montanus (Eurasian tree sparrow), 5963 nucleotides long. It is a transcript of the gene ZBED1, whose product is annotated as zinc finger BED-type containing 1. Lineage: Eukaryota; Metazoa; Chordata; Aves; Passeriformes; Passeridae. Gene Ontology annotation, biological process: regulation of transcription by RNA polymerase II. Bases 189 to 2276 code for a protein of 695 amino acids. The record is from RefSeq and is a predicted model, not a curated record. Gene Ontology annotation, cellular component: nucleus. Gene Ontology annotation, molecular function: DNA binding; protein dimerization activity. The transcript is spliced from 2 exons.